CUGGUUCUCCCCUCUCAUCAUCAUCAAUGGUGAAAUCAGCCGCGACGGCGACAUCCUCCCUCGUGCAAAACCUAAGGCGUUACAUCAAAAAACCAUGGGAGCUCACCGGACCCUGCGCUCAUCCAGAAUACCUCGAAUCCGUACCGAAGGCGACUGAGUAUCGUAUCAGAUGCCCCGCCACGAUUGACGAAGAGGCGAUCGUGCCGACUUCCGAUCCCGAGACGGUCUACAACAUCGUAUACCACGGAAGAGAUCAGCGGCGUAACCGUCCGCCGAUCCGGCGUUUUCUGUUGAAGAAGGAAGACGUGGCGGCUCAGAUGAUGAGUGAGAAGAAGACGUUCGAGGAGACGGAGUUUCCUAGGGUUUAUUUGACAACGACGGUGGAGGAGGAUGAGAACGCGCGUGGCGGAGGUUACGAGUAAUGAUCAGGGUUUUUUUUUCUAGUCUGUCUCUCUGCUCUAACCUGCUGAUGGGCGAAGAACUGCAUAUGUGAUAUAUCUCCCUGUGGAUAAAAUAUUAUCCCUUCUUUGCUUUAUUUAAUAAGGUUUGUAGUAGAUUUAUGUACUACAAAAC
Messenger RNA from Eruca vesicaria subsp. sativa (arugula), 573 nucleotides. The record is from the annotation of a GenBank genome assembly. Lineage: Eukaryota; Viridiplantae; Streptophyta; Magnoliopsida; Brassicales; Brassicaceae.